UAAUGUCACUGUUCUCUUUUACAUAAAAGGCACGGACAAUUUCAAAAUCCCUGCCAAAUAUAUUAGAGAUCAUUCACAAGUAUGCUGAACCCGGGACCAGUCUAAAGACCUACAGUGUUCACAAAGUGCAUGGCUUUUGGGAAAAUGUCUCAAGAGAUUUGGGAGUGCCUAAUACAUGUCUUAAUAGGAAAAAAAUUCUCAAGGCAGUCCUGCAGUAUUAAAAGACCACAUCAGGGGUAGAGGGUCCCUUGCUACAGACUGAUUUUCCUACUGCAGAGACAACACUUGGAGAUGAUGUUCCUUCCAUUAAUGAGGAAGACAUUGUUGUUGCGCCAAAGUCUCCACAAUCUGUAGGAAAUGUACCUUUACCUUCAAGAAAAGAGAAUGCACUUAAAAAAACUGCAGAGAGCGGCAUCCAUACCCCAGACACACAAUCCCUCGAGAGUGACUCUAAAUCUUCAUCUUCAAAUGCAAAUACUAAGAGGAAUGAAUCAGAUGAAUCAGCUAAGGUCAACACAGACAGUAGCAGUUCAGAAGAAAGAUUUUUCACAUCUGGUUUGCCACAGCAGAAAGCUUUCUUUUUCAUAAAUGAGAAUGAAUGGAAGGAGUUACGGCAACAUCAGUCAGGAAGACUAUUUAAAGGACUGCAGUGGACAAAUAUUAUUGCUUGUGGAAUCAGAACCCUAAAUCCGUACUGCAGUUUUGGAUUUCAGAGACAGUGUGAAAAAACUCUCUUCAAGAUCAAAGGCACCGGUUUUCAGGUGUAUGGGGUACUGCAGAUUUCAGGACUGCCCUGUCACUGUGGAUGUGGUGGUUUAUGACGAAGAGACACUGAAAGCAGAAGUCGUUUUUAAAGGAGGUGAGGUCUGCCAUAAUAACAAAGAGCUGAAACGGCGGCCUGUGCGUGCACAAUCACGUCAAAGUGCUGGAGAACUCUUCAAAAACAAAUUACCAAGGAGCUUGUACUUGGAGUCUUUACAGAAAGUGCCACAAAAGGUGAUCCAAUCUGGCAACAGGGAUGAUGCUCCAACAAAAGAAGUCUUGAAAAACAUUGCAUGGUCUGAAAGAAAAGCCAGUAGAGCAGAUCCCAACGAGUUGAUUAGCUUACAAAAGAUAAUUCAACAGUAUCAGGACACUGAAAAGGACGUACUGCAGAAGAUUCUGAUGCAUCCAAAGGGCAUAAUGCUAUGGUCUAAGAAAACCUUGUCAGUUUUUCAUCAAAGAUGCAAAGAAGACAUUGUGUACUUUGAUGCCACUGGAAGUAUAAGAAAAGAAAGUGCUGGAAGGCCACCAUACUAUGUGUAUGAGUUGGUUGUCAGAAACCCAUCCAAAGGUGCUUCUCCUCUUCCAGUUGCUACAUAUGUCACAUGUGACCACACUACAGUCUCUGUGACAUACUUCUUGCAGGCCUUUCAGACUGAUCUGAACAAGUCUAGAGGAUCUGCUGCAGAAGUACUAUGUCUUACUCACUGGCCAGCAUUCAGCACAGCAAUUCAACAUUCCCAUUCUUCAUCGAUGCUUGAGCCAUGUCAUGAAAAAUGCCAAGGACCUUUCAUUCCAGAGAACUACAGGCUUGGGAUGCAUGUGUUUGGGCUCCUUGCAUGCUGUGAUAACUUAAAAGACAUGGAUGAUGUUGUCCAUAGUGCAGCAAUAGUGUUUUGCAGUCCUUGUAGUGGAAGGAACGUAACAAAACACUACAACAACUUGAAAAUCCUUAUGCAAAAAAGGGGGACCCUGGAUUUGGAUGAAAAGACUGUGAUUGCUGAGGACUACAAGACUGAUGUUCAGAAUGCCCCCUUGAAGACCCAUUUCCAGAAAAUUGUUGACAAUGCAACACUGGACUGUGAGGGCGAAAGAAACAUCUUUCAUGCACCCAAAUUUAUUGCUGGUCUGGUAAAUCACCUUCUACCACAUGCAACUUUGUGGUCAUCAAUGAUGCUCGGGGAUCUUGGACGUCAUGGUACUGGUCCUGCUUACCAGCAGCUCAGUAAACUCUAUGGUGACAUUCAGCAAUCCAAGAACCAGAAUUUUACACAAGACAACAGAACCCAAGGAAUCAUGGAGAAAAGCCAGUGGGAUUUGAAAAAAAUCCGUAUCCAGAGAAGGAGACUGACAAGACUUGAUGACUUUGUGGAAAUUUAUCAAAAAAUGCACGAUGUCCUCCUGCUUGAAUAUACAGACAUGAAAAAAUCAAGACAAAAGUCUUUUCGCGUGGAAAUGGAGAAAUGGAAAGACAAACGCAUUAAACGGAAAGGUGUGUACGUGUCACCGUUAGUGACAGAACUGCCACUGAAGAAAAAGAAAACCGAGAUAAGUCAUCAUGUUCCCAUUAUUUUCAAUAAUUAAACCUUGUGAUGUCCUCCCGAUUGCCAUACUCCUUUUGUCCUCUGGGGUAAAGCGUCUGCUUUGACUAUUUAUGAAGCAUCAAUUAUAACUUAUAAAUUAUCAUCUGUGGAAUACAGUUUUAUCAAACUGUAUUCCAACCGAUUACCUGAAAUUUUUAUGUUUUUUGACAUUGUAUUACACCUAGGCAUGGGCCUUAGUGAACCCCUACUUUAAUGACAAACAAUGCAUGUCCAUAGGUGACACAAGUGCCGGAGGAAGCUCAGGUUUUUUGCUUUUUGCUGGUCACACCA
Molecule: messenger RNA, 2636 nt
Organism: Oreochromis niloticus (Nile tilapia)
Lineage: Eukaryota; Metazoa; Chordata; Actinopteri; Cichliformes; Cichlidae
Exons: 11
Coding region: 766-2346 (526 amino acids)
Source: RefSeq, a predicted model, not a curated record